Strongylocentrotus purpuratus (purple sea urchin) is the source of this 5108-nucleotide messenger RNA. RefSeq lists its product as uncharacterized. The record is from RefSeq and is a predicted model, not a curated record. Lineage: Eukaryota; Metazoa; Echinodermata; Echinoidea; Camarodonta; Strongylocentrotidae. The transcript is spliced from 10 exons. The coding region runs from base 1334 to 3235 and encodes 633 amino acids.
CCGCCGCCUGACAGUAGUAAUAUGAAUAGUUGUAAAUCACGUACGGUUUUAGUUUAGGAUCGGAGUAGAAGUAGAAUAAUAGAUAAUAAUGAUAACCAGAGGAUUGUGACACAUUGUUACAAUUAUAAGUUAAACUUGACACAUGAAGUCAUUACAAAAACAACUUCAACAACAAGUCUAGGAUUAUGUUUUCUGGGCUCUCCUAUGUUACGUAACAAACAAAGGGGUACUUGGACCACGCUCUGUCACCCCAUUCAUAAAACCGAAAUGGUUGUUUAACAGUUUGAGAGAGCUAGUCUUGCUCGCAGUCACUUGAGUGUGACUUUCGCCGUUUUCUUCUGUAAUUCUGAACUUUUUCUUCUUAAUUCUUCUUUUUCCUCUCCUUCUUCUUCUCCUUCUUUUUUUUUCUUCUUCUUCUUUUAGAAAUGUCUCACUAUGUGAGACUAAGAUUAGGCGCAUAUACUUUUGGGGUAAUAAAUAAACCUCGGCCCAGUCAUCCAAAGUGAGUCAAAUAUGAUAUGAUUUAUAAAUGGGGCGCCAAAUAACUAAAUCAUUAAAUUAAUUUCUUUCUUGUUUGGUUGCUGCCUGCAAUUGUCUAAAACUAAGCGAGAAAAAUAUGCAGUCAUGAAGGCAUAACAUAAUUAUCUUCCUAGCUCUUAGUCCUCCAUGGUAUUAUGAGUCAACUUUAAAAGAAAAUGAGGGAUCGCCGAAAUGUUUCCAAUUUGCUUUGAAACUACAUUGAAAAUUGAAAAUAAAAAUGACAUGCUGUUUACAAUGAACGAUUUGAUUAAGCUAUGCACUGGCAUAUCACAGCUAUAGUUACAAUUUAUUUGACAAACUAGUAACCCCCCCCCCCCCCCAUCACAAAACAACAAUAAGUUCACUGCGUGCCUGGGGAUUACAUGCUUGCCUUCAAGAAAUUAGAUGAUGAUACUGAGCUCUUCUAUUUUACAUAACAAAAUAAACAAAGGGGUACACUUCCUGUCCCCCAUUCACAACGAAACACCAAUCGGCAAUGGUCGCGUGCGAAAAUUUGCAUAACAAGUGAUAGAUCGAGGGCUUAUAUUGGUAUAGUGUAGACUCAUUUGCAUAUGAAUAGUCUGCAUUCGCCCCGUCGUGUUUAAAGCAUUACUAAUCUCUCUAAUAGUCUAGAGUAUUCACUUCGCUUUCUGUCAGUUUAAGCUUGCCUUGACGACUUGUAUAGAUACUCAAACAUUCCUCUAUUAUAUAGUUAGUUGGCAUUUUAGUUUAGUAAGCAUCUAUUUUGCUCGAAAAAGUCAUCGAUAUCGUCGAUUCGUUAAAAGUGCCUUGAUCCAGACUAUAUUAGUUCAACAUGUGGUGGCUUGAGCGAAAGCAGAACCAGUUGUUCCUGAUAGUGAAUGGACGGAGGGCAUUCAGCCGAAACAGGAAUGUCGAGUUUCCCGACGUCAUCAGCAUGAUUUGCGUCGCUACCACUUCAUCUACUGAAGACAGCAUACAGGUCUGUUUUAGUAAUGGUCUUUCUACACAGGCAAAGUUUUGCCAAAUGAGUGUCACAAACAUGGCAAAGACUUUGAAAAAAACGGAGAACAGCCUGACCGAUGUUUUGUCAGUGAUGGCGAUCGUUAAUGACGACAUGAUCUAUUCAUUUCCGUCAUCAGAGGAAGAACUCCUUCCUUCUCAAUCUUACACACAAUCGAGGCAAAAACGUAGCAGUUCUGGAUCUAGCAGCGACGGAACUCCACCAGAACGUAAGAGACGAAACAAGACUUCUGAACAUUCGGCGGAGAAUUCAGAUGCAGCAAUUGAACAAAAAUGUCAAGGCAUUUCUGAAAUCUCCCUCAAAAAACUUGUGGAGCCCGAGAAGGAUCUCCAGAGACCACGUACCAGGAAGGAAGUGAUGGAGGCCAAACAGUUCGUGAUGAAGGCAGCAACCCACUUCCAGAGCUCCCAUGUCCUUCCAGUCCUCGCAGUAGAUGGCCCUUCUGGAACAGCUUACCAGCUCCUAGGAGGGGUGUGCUAUGCUCUUGCAGCUAAGGAUCUUGUUGACGAUGAAAGAUAUGAACAUCUAUCUCGUGGAUGGCGCUGCAGGGUGUACCAAAACCUGGACAAGGUUGAGGCAUUGAGAGUGGCAUCACUGCAUAGGUGUGGGCAACCUGCUGUAGACAAGCCGUGCUUGCAGGAGGAGGUUGCUGUCUGCAGGUCAAUUCUAUACGAUGACAACAACCUUGAUGUGGAGGAUGAGCCCUGCACUAUGACUGCCUCGACAAGACGCAAGUGUUCCCUAGCCCUUGGGAAAAAUGGCUCCUUCAAUGCACUGAGGGCUCUCGAGCCAACUUUCCAGUUGGCUAGUUAUUCAAACAGAUGCUACAGGAAAGCCACUCUCCUUUUCGAUGCAACUAGAGAAUCUACUGGAAAGGAUUUGAAACAAUGUUGUUUCAUGAAGCUACAAGGACUCUCAGAAGAGGAGCGAUAUUCACUUCUUCUGGAGGCGACCUUGUCUUUGAAUGUUAAAAAGAUGAAGGCGGAUGCCGAUGAACUGAAGGCAAUGAAGAGUCUGAAGAGCGUGUUUGCUAAGGGAGUUGGGGCUAAGACGUGGGAAGAGGCGAUAGAAAGAUACCCAACCUUCACUUCAGAAGCAGCCCUGGAACCCUAUGUUGGUAAAAAGUAUACAAAAGGUAACAUCCCAGAGGUCUUCCUGGAGCACAUCAGCAGGGCCAAGAGAGACAUGGACAUGAAUGCAGACGACAUCCCAGCCCUUAUGAUACAAGAACUAGAAGAGGAUAUCCAGUUAUCCUCAACACCAUCGGCUACUACCAGAAUCUUCCUGACAAAGGACAUCACAGCGAUAUCCAAAGUGGUCAGCCAACAUACCCGACACGAUGUGCAUAUAUUGCAUAUUGUCCAGUCCCCAGUAGGAGAUAUUCAAGAUGUCAACCAUAAUGUCUGUAUGCAGUAUGGUAUUGUCGAGUCUAGGAGGAGGGGUGCUGGCACUAGCCAACUCUACAUGCCAUCAAGAUCAGACUUCUACAAAUAUGCAGUGGAGCAUUUCACUUCUAUUGAUGAAGUGGUUCUUGACGUUGGAGACGGACUGCUGGCAAGGGUUGCAGCAGAAUGUGGACGAAAUGGGAGGAUGGUAGAGGAGACAACACUGUCCAGCACAGAAAUAGAGGCCAUGAUGGGUGCUGCAGACUCGGAGGAGAUUCUAGAUGCAGAUCUAGUAUUAAGCAUGGACCAGACGUGUUCUAUACCUUAGUGCAUUUUGUUUCUCUCAUUUCCUCACCUCGAUCACUACCUCAUUUAGUUCUGAAAAAUCUUGUUAAGAUAUGUGACAAACUAACGUUUUUAUGUAAAUAUUUUUAUACAGAUAUGGCUGGUAGGGUGUUUAUAUAUCAUUCUUUUGGCCGCUGGAGUUGUAUUUUCAUGAGGGAAAAUAAAACUCCUUUAGGUAGGCUAAAGAAUAUGUAUUACAUACAUAACAGGAAAUAUCUAUUAUAAUAUUAGAUAACCUUGAUUAAGACCAAGUCAUGGUUUUUACAUGAAAGUCUGAACACGAACAGUUUAAUAGAGUCUGAUCUACAGUAGAUAUCCAUUGUCUUCGCCUUUCUUCUCUGUGCUUAGCUGUUAUUAACGAAUAUUGUUGAUACAUGAAUACAUUGUCUUAGCUCAAGCGCGUAUGCUCCUACUGUUAUCGUUGACCAGCUGGUCAAUAUAACCAUCCAGAUGACCGGGCGUGAACUGUUAACAAUAAAUUGCAGUCCCCAUAUCACUUGACAUGCUGUGGACCAAUCACACCUUAGCAACUCUCUGAGCUAUCUAAUACAAGUAUUUAAGUCUAUGUGUAGAUGUGUUUUUAGUUUAGUAGAUAGGUGGCUGGACUACCGAUCAUUAGGUACAUGUAUGUGGUUCAAAUCUCGGCCACUUCACUAAGGUCUAGCUUUGGCAAGACCUUAACAUACAUUUACUACACUCAAACUAUGUUGUACCAAAAUAUGUAGCCUAGUUAAGGUCAGGUAACAUACAUGCAGGAGCACCUUGCUAUAUAGAUGAGCGCUAUACUAGAGUGCAAUAUUAUUAUUAUUAUCUUUUAUUAGAGCAUAUUUUUGUCUUGCCAAGUGAACUUGAUUACUUUGAAGGUAAUUUCAAAGGCACAGGGUUGGUGAACGUGACUCGUCACCUUAUUUAUUUUUCUAAAGCAUCAACACAAAAACCCACAUAUUAUUAUUUUAUCAAGGAUAAAAACUCGGGUCACAACUAUUGGGCCCUUGAUUUUGUUACCAUCUUGUCAAAAUGAAACACUCGAUCUAACUCAUUUCCAAGCAUCAGAAGACGGUUGUUGAUAUCAAUGAUGUAGUUGGAAGAUCAUAUACUUCAAAGUUAUAAUCAAGGAAUUAUCAGAGCUGGAGUCCAAACUGAGGAUAAUUUAUGCAAACAUCUGGCAGAUUCCAAAGGAUAGUCAAUAGAAUUAUUAAACUGCCUUGGUUCUUUGAUAUUUGAUGCGCGAUGCCACCAAAGUAAAAGAAAACAUUUUAGAGAGGAUGUGAACUUUGUGGGUUUUUGUUUGCACAGUUGAUUUAUUAUAUCAAUAAACAUAGAAAACAAAUAGGCAAUUGUUUAGUAAUUAUGUACGAUGCCACUCUGAAAAUCCCAUUCCUCAACAAGCAAGAUUUCUUGAGAUAUUGCCUUAAGAGUGUAAUAAAUAUGUACUGCUUCAAGUACAAUAUUGAUCCCUUGCUGAUUGCUUUUCUGAUUUUCAUAUUUUAUAUGGUACUAUCAAGAAAAUAUUUCUAUUAAAUUAAAUCAACCAGAGUAAAGUCCACAUGUGUCCACUCAUGGAAUUAGCAACUUUAAAUCUUGUAUUUUUGGACGUGUAUCUGUUUGCUUACACCUGGUUAUACCAUUCAUGAGCACUUUCUGUGUAACCAAUUAUCAUUAUAUUGAAUACCUUUAAUUGCAUAUGUGCAUCCUCUGUAGCAAUACUGGCUGCGGGUGUUUCAUCGUUAGUUCUUUUGAAUCAAUGUGCAUGUAUUCGGAGAGCGCAUAUAUAUUUGUCGUGGUUGUUGUGGCAUUGAGCCUACUUCAGAGGAAAUUGUUAAGCUUUUACUCCAGCUGUAAUUACUCCUUGUUAU